AUGAUGCUGCUGCCAAAAAGGAUUCAGAAAGAAACGCAUAAUCUGGCCAGCGAACCCCCUCCAGGGAUAGAGGCGGUGCCUGACCCUUCAAACUAUCGGUAUUUCAAGAUCAUCAUGACCGGCCCAGCAGGAACCCCGUAUGAAGGUGGCAAGUACCGCCUCGAAUUGUUUCUGCCGGAACAAUAUCCAAUGGAGCCACCGAAGGUUCGCUUCCUUACCAAAAUCUAUCAUCCCAAUAUCGACGCGCUGGGCCGGAUUUGUUUGGACAUCCUGAAGGACAAAUGGAGCCCAGCUUUGCAGAUUCGAACUGUUCUUCUGUCUGUACAGGCGCUGCUUUCCGCUCCGGAGCCUGACGAUCCCUUGGACACUCGUGUGGCGGACCACUUCAAAAACGACCGACACGCCGCGGAGGAACGCGCUCGUCAGUGGAGAGAGAUGUACGCAGGAGAUCAAUCGAUCACUCUGGAUUGA
This is a messenger RNA of Cyclospora cayetanensis, 471 nucleotides long. RefSeq names its product ubiquitin-conjugating enzyme E2 36. Gene Ontology annotation, cellular component: nucleus. Bases 1 to 471 code for a protein of 156 amino acids. Gene Ontology annotation, biological process: protein K63-linked ubiquitination; DNA damage tolerance. Gene Ontology annotation, molecular function: ubiquitin conjugating enzyme activity. The transcript has 5 exons. The record is from RefSeq and is a predicted model, not a curated record. NCBI's taxonomy places the organism in Eukaryota, Apicomplexa, Conoidasida, Eucoccidiorida, Eimeriidae.